Chaetomium strumarium is the source of this 951-nucleotide messenger RNA. RefSeq lists its product as uncharacterized. Bases 171 to 860 code for a protein of 229 amino acids. The record is from RefSeq and is a predicted model, not a curated record. Lineage: Eukaryota; Fungi; Ascomycota; Sordariomycetes; Sordariales; Chaetomiaceae. The transcript has a single exon.
ACGGACACUGUCCACGGCCGUGCGGCGUCGACCUGACCCGGCAGCUUGGAACCAAUGCCAUCCCUGGAAUCCAGCGAAACCGUUCCGUCGUGGUUCGCGCAAAGACCUUGGCAAAAAAACAAGUGCGGCUAACUGUUGGGCUCAGCAGAGUUUGUCUCUGUCAACCACGGAUGUCCUUGUUCACUCGAUCUUAUUCCCCGGUCAUACGAGGCGGUGAGGUCGAUUGUACGGAGGAUGUUGAAAAAACCUCUCCGGGGUGGGCUCCAUCUCUGCCCGAUCGCAGCGCCACGAGGUUCUGUCAGAGAAAUCGGUCAUCUGACCAAAAGCUCCGGAGGUGUGCCACACCCACUUUUGUCUUGGCUCUUCCAGCUUCAGGGCAGCACCGUUUGCCCGACAGGCCAGCCUGGCGAGGGCAUUGGUCCAUCGAUCCACAACAUCUCCGGCGCCCCAGCCUUCGAAAGCUUCUAGAAGGCCACGAUGCCUGCCCAAACGGAGUACCAUUCAAACACCACCACGACCACCAUCACACCGCCGGUUUACCGCCCGGUAUCGGAAUUAUCUUAUCCCUGGAAUGUCGCAGGGCCUUGGGAGGAAGGAAGCGGCGGCUGGAACCCGUGACAGAAUGCCCGAGCCCGCGUUCCCAAACUGCCGGCGGAAUACAAAGCGGUGUGUUACAAGUACCCUCUCCGUUCGAAAGAACGUAUAGAGAUGCAGCUGACGCGGUACCGUACAUGCUGCGGCAUGCUGUGCGUCAAUCCCAGCUGAAAGAUGAUUCGAUAACCACGUUGCCGGGCUCAGGCAUGGGCGUCAUCCACAGCCUUAUUGUUCCAGUCCCCACCGGCACGAGCUUACCACAAUAAUAAACUCAUCUGCGGUCAGCAGGCACAGGUGGGCAGUGCAGGGACACCGGGGGGCCCCGCUUGUCCCUCGUGUCCGCUCUUCUGUUCUCGG